AUGCAUCAAUGCCUUCAAAUCUCCGAAAUCCUCUGCUUGAUUGUGAAAUUUAUAUCUGAAGGCCGUAUCAUUGUUCCAUGGGAAGGCGACAAUCCAAUCAUACGCCGGGAUUUGCUUUCUCUGACUCUCACAUGCAAAACCAUCCACGGAGUAGCAGUCGCCGCGCUUUGGAAACGUCAGGAUAGCUUCGUGCCGUUGCUUAAGUGUUUGCCGAGCGACCUGUGGCACUUCAAUCCUGUGACUAACCUGAUGUCGUUCUGCCGCCCCCUGGUUCCGACAGACUGGGUGCGCUUCCAACACUACGCGCCGAGCGUCCAGUCCUUGACGGUUGGAAGUGAUGUGGCUCCGGAGGCUCUCGAAAAUUUAGCUAUGUACGGCCCUCUCGGGCCUGAUCACGGUCUUCUCCCAAAUCUCCGGACCCUCUCUUUCUCUGUCAAGCAUGUGGAAUCCUUGGUACAUUUGAUAAUCUUCCUGAAUCCUAACCUUCGUUCGCUGGAGAUCAAUGACGGGGGAUGGAACCUGGUACCGGACUUCUCUGGACUUGGCGACGUCUUGGGUGAUGUAGCACCUUUGCUGGCCAACCUUGCGCUAAGAAUGCCACCAUCUGUGGAGAACAUCGAUAUCAGACGUAGCACGGGAGCACUCACUUCAUUUUCCUCCCUGCCGCAGCAUCUGAAGACGAUUUCCUGGGACAUUCCAUUCGACCUUACGGAUGUUAUACAUCUUGCCGCACUUCCGCAGCUCACGCAUGUUUCGAUAUUCUUGCCAGAUAAUAUUGCCGACGUUCAGCUCCUCCAGACCAGUGUCCAUGGAAACGCGCUGUUUCCUGCUCUACGCUGCCUGGAGCUGAGAGCGCAGUCGUUACUGCACGGUAAAAUAUUCCUGAACUUCCUUGGCAAACAUACCCUGGAGCGACUGGUUCUAUGUGCCGAUGAAAUCCCGGACGAGCAAGACUUGGACAAUGUUGCAGAGGUCUUGAAGUCUCUCCGGCGAAACAGCGGUGAUCCACACGUACUUGAGAGUCUGACAGUGUCGUGCGAUGACCUCCUGGACGAGGCGGAAGACUAUGCCCUGCCCUUCGAUGUGCUCCGGAAGAACUUACUUAUCUUUCACAACAUGAAACAGCUGGCCUUGGACGUGCCUGUUACCGUCAACGGCGACGACGAUAACCUGGAAGAACUUGCUCAGGCAUUGCCUCACAUCGAGAAAGUCCAGCUCGGCUCACGCCCAACAGCGCAGCAUACCAGCUUCACUCUACGAGGACUAUCGAGCUUUGCUCGCCAUUGCGCCUCCAUUCGCUGGCUCACUAUUUCCAUCAAUGCAGAGCUUGAGGAUGAAAAAGCAGAUCAAGACGGUACUUGGGAGGACCUGGGGACGGGGGAGGAGCUGGUCGACCUUACACUAGCACGCUCCAGCCUCAUUUUCCCCUUACCCGUAGCAAGGAUACUCUGUCGCAUGUUCCCUAAGCUGAGCGAUGUGUUCUGGGAAGGUGAUCCAGCACAGUGGGGGCCGCUGGAGGAGUAUGUCAUCGAAUUCAGUAACUGCAGAGAGGAGGCGGAGUGGGAUGCGUGGAUGAGGGAGUCAGUGCCCAGCCCCUCGGUCCUCGAUAGUGGGUCAGAAGAGGAUGAAGAAGGUGAAAAGUGGAUGAAUUCGGCCUCCUAG
Messenger RNA from Gloeophyllum trabeum ATCC 11539, 1662 nucleotides. RefSeq lists its product as uncharacterized. The record is from RefSeq and is a predicted model, not a curated record. NCBI's taxonomy places the organism in Eukaryota, Fungi, Basidiomycota, Agaricomycetes, Gloeophyllales, Gloeophyllaceae. The transcript has 2 exons. The coding region runs from base 1 to 1662 and encodes 553 amino acids.